AUGUUGUCUACAGAAUGGAUGCAGCGGAAAAAUAUUGAAUACAAGCAAAAAUUAGAGGAACUUAAUGAGGUGUGUGCGCAGCUAAAAGAGCAACUCGCAACAAGGGAACUUAAUGAAUACGAACAAGAAGUGCGUAUUCGGGAUCUGAAGGCUCAGCUUAAGGAGCUUAGCGAUGUCGAAAACAACCUUUCUCUUGCGAACCGAAAUGCAAGAGUGCUCGAGGAAGAGAAUAAUGCCCUAUUAAUGAAGUUGAAAUUGGGGGACAAAAUGAAUGCUUCAGCGGUUCAUGGAGAGGCCGUAAAAUUAAUUGAGGAAAAUAGCCGAUUGAGAUCGGAAAUUGAAGAGCUUCGUGCCGUGAACAAUAAGGCUAUUCAGCGAGAAUAUCAGCUUGACCAGAAAUGCAAAAUCUUUGCGGAACAACAAGAAAAAGCAGAUGCUCAAAUACUUCUCUUAAAAAAGAAAAACAAUGACAUGGAGGAACGGCUUCGCGAAGAAAGACAUCAGUGGACAAUUGCAAAAGAAGUUUGGGAGACCGAAAGAGCACGAUAUGUUCAGGAUUACGAAGAGUUACUAGCGUCCAUUCAAAGGUUUGAUGGAGCAACACAGCAGCGGGAAAGCCGAGAUAAUAAAGAGCGGGGAAAUGAGCAACAACUUCAACAGACCCUACUUAAGGAGGAUAUUGCAGAACUUGAGGAAAAAAUGCGUCUUGCAGAGGAACGUUUUCGAAAAAAAGAAAGGGGAUGGUGGCAACUUGAAGCCGCGCUACGAAGUGAAAUUGAAUUGCUGAAGAAUAAUAAUGAACAGGGAGGUAAGGAAGUUUAUCGUGCAUUUCAGGACCAGUUGGCCUCUUUUAAACAAGAAGUCACGGCUUUUCGGGGAGAGCGGAGAGCAAGUCGUGCUCCUUUCAGCUUCCCUAUCGGGGAAACCCCGACAGAUGAUGCAGAUGUGCGUAUCAGUGAACUGGAAUCGGAAUUACAAAUGAAUACGAAUCGAAUUAAAGCACUUGAAGAGAUUAAUCGGACCCUGAGUCAAAAGAAUACACAUCUUUUAAAGGAAAAUGAGAAACUUCGAGAGGAAAUCGAUAACCUUCAGGACAAAUGUUCCCGGAUUGAAGAUAGGACGAGUGAACGUGAAGUGCGUAUUAAGGAGUUAGAAGUGCUUCUUGCAUCUGCUCAAAAGAACAAUAUUCUUUCCGGUGUUUCUAGUAUUGAAAAUGAAACAAAACGCGAUAAAUUUUCAGAUGUUGAAAGUGAGAAUAUUUUGCGUGAAAGUGAACGGUUACGUGCUUUUUUACCGCGCCAUGAAAUAAGGACUGCAGAUUUGAAGGGUUCCCAUGAGCAACAAAUUGCUCUUCAAGAAUCUUCUCAAAAUGGGCAGAUGGCACAAGUUGGAGAUCCUUUGCGGCAAAGUGACGUUUUUCGAUCACGUCCAUCCCCAUGGAAUUCAGGAAAAUUACCUGCUGCUGAUCGUUUACAGGAGUUGCAAGAUUUGAUGUUCAGAGAAAAUGAAAACAACUUGAGAAAGAAAAUUGGAAUGGAUUCAGUUGCGGUCGAUAGAUUUUCAAAGGAUAAAAUAGAUUGUAUUGACGAUGUUAUGCGUGCUCUUGAGGCUGCAUGGGCGAAUGAAGAAGAAUACAAAAAAGAAAUUAAAAAGUUAUGUCGUGAAAACGCUGAACUUGCCUGUGCAAUGGGAAGUGGUGAACAACGAGGAAAAGAUGAUGAAUUACGCAGGUACCUUCAACAUCUGGCUGAUCGAGAAGAAGAGCGUCAAAAAGAUAUUUAUCGAUACCAAGUCGAAAAAGAUCGUCUGACGGAUCAGGUUGGUGCUUUGCAAUAUGAUAACAGGCUAAAGGAUGAUAAAAUAAAUGAUCUUGAGGCUCGUUUGAAGGAACUGGAAAAUUGCUUGAAAAAUGAUGAAUAUCAUUCAAGAAGUAAAAACGAAGGCAAAAAGGAAGGUGAAAUGGAAAACAGAAUGAGGAGACUUGAAGAAGCUGUUGCAGAAAAGGAAGCUGACCUAAGGGGAGUUUCGAAAUCAAGGGAUAAGCAGUUGCAAGAAUUAAAUGAUCAGUUGACAAAAAUGCGAAAUGCAAAUGACGGAUUGUGGAAGCAACUUGUGAAUUUUCAAGAGAAAAACUCACCAAGUCGCGGACGACCAUCGAGUGGACGUGCCUCUCGAACACCUCGAGGAAGUGCAAGACGCCACUCCAUAGAACAUUUUUCUUAUUCUCAACCAUCCACCCAAUUAUCUGAAGAAAAAAGAAGAACUGUUGUAGCGGAUGGGGCACAUCUUGCCGUUACAAUUGUUGAACUAUCCGAUGUGAUGCGGAAUAGCAAACCUAUUACUGAACCUGGAUAUGUUAUUAUAAAGGUGAAAUCUGUCAAGGAGAAGUACAAGACUUCUGUCAAAGAGCUGGCAUCGGUUAUAAGAUUUAAUGAGACAUUUGUUUUUUAUCUUGCUCAGCCCGAUGAGGAUGUGAUAACGCUUCAUGUCUAUUACAAGGCGAAGAACAGCUCACGUGAAUAUCAUGUUGGUGACGCUUGCUUUGCAAUGGCUUCUUUAUAUCGAGGUGUUCCUCGAGAACGUCUUGCAAUAGUGGCCCAAAAUCCCGGGACAAAGGAUGCAAGAAGAUCAGCACAGAUAGAGGUUAUCAUGCAGAGUGAUGAUUUUGGUAAAAUGACGGUUCCUACGGAAGCAGAGAUUGAAGAUGAAAAACUCAGGUUUAGUGAACUUUUGAAAAGAAUGGAGAUAAGUUCUCCAGAAAACUUGCAUUGUGCGGAUGUUUUAAUGGCUGCAAACAACGUUUAG
Molecule: messenger RNA, 2805 nt
Organism: Trypanosoma cruzi
Lineage: Eukaryota; Euglenozoa; Kinetoplastea; Trypanosomatida; Trypanosomatidae
Exons: 1
Coding region: 1-2805 (934 amino acids)
Source: RefSeq, a predicted model, not a curated record